AUGGCCUCCAAUGCCAUCAUAGAUGGCCUCAAGGCUGCCCUGAGUCCCAAUGCAGUCGUCUACUUUAUUGGUCUCUAUAUCGCUUAUCACAUCGCCAUAGCCUUGUACAAUAUCUCGCCAUUCCAUCCGCUAGCGCGUUUUCCUGGUCCCAAGAUCGCAGCUGCAUCUUACCUAUAUGAAGCGUACUUUGACUGGUGGUUGCUUGGCAGAUAUGGCAAGGUCAUUGCACGGAUGCACGAGCAUUAUGGGCCCAUUGUCAGAAUUAACCCGGAUGAACUUCAUGUAUCUGACCCCUACUUCACUGACGAAAUCUAUGCCGGUCCGGGCCGUAUCCGCGAUAAGUGGCAACAUCAGCUCAACACCGGCGGCGCAGGCCCUGUUUCGGUUACCGGCUUCUCCACCGUCAAUCAUGAGGUUCAUCGAAUGCGCAAGGGCGCAUUGUCAAAAUUCUUUUCGCGUCAGCAAAUGCUUAAACUUGAGGGCGAGGUGCAGGAGUUUGCCCAGCUCACGGCAGACAAAAUGCUCCGCUCGGCGGGGAAGGAGCCAUUCGACGUGAAGGAGGCAUUCAAUUGUUUCACUGCGGAUAUCAUUUCCCAGUAUGCUUUUGGAGAGCCUAUGGGUUUCAUCUCUCAGGAAGGAUGGGAGCCCAACUUUGCUACUUGGGUGAAGUCCUUCUUCAAAAGUGCUUACAUGAUGAGACACAACGCCCUUGGUCGUAAAAUGGCUCAAGUAAUGCCUAUGAUGGCUGAUUACUUGGGUGAAGACAUCAAGUCUGUCAUGAGACAGAUGAAUGUUGUUAUCCCCGGGUAUAUCAAGGCAGCUCUGAGCAACCCGGAAAAUGGAAGAGUUUUUGCCGAUCUCAUGGAAUCCAAGACACUUCCCGAAGAAGAAAAAUCCUUGUACCGACUCUCUGGAGAGGGCUUCAACUUCUUACUCGCAGGUACCGAGACCACUGCUGUGAGACUGGGUUCCUUCCCGUUAAGUGCCGCGUUGCUAAUUGUUGUGACACAGGCUACUCUGACUGUCGUGACGUACUACCUUCUCGCCCAGCCCCAGACCUAUGCUCGCCUUAUGGAACAGUUGCAAGGUCUCAACCCAUCGAACCUGAAAUGGACAGAGCUCGAACAAAAGCCUUACCUGUGGGCAGUCAUUCACGAGUCUCUUCGCAUGAUGCCUGGUGUCUCGCACAGAUCUGCCAGGAUUGCUCGCGAGGAGGACUUGGUUUACAGAACCCGUGACGGUAAAAAGGAAUGGCUUAUUCCUAGAGGAACUCCAGUUGGCAUGACAUCAAUGAUCAACCACUGGAACGAGGAACUCUUCCCAAACCCCGAGGAGUUCAUUCCCGAGCGCUGGUUGAUCGAUGGCCAGCCGAAUCACAAGCUGCAGAAGUUCCUUCUCGCGUUCGGAAAAGGCAGUCGUUCCUGCGUUGGUGAGAAGUAA
Messenger RNA from Colletotrichum fioriniae, 1440 nucleotides. RefSeq lists its product as uncharacterized. Gene Ontology annotation, molecular function: heme binding; iron ion binding; monooxygenase activity. The record is from RefSeq and is a predicted model, not a curated record. Lineage: Eukaryota; Fungi; Ascomycota; Sordariomycetes; Glomerellales; Glomerellaceae.